CUUCGGGCUGUCACACGCUCUAGCUGGGAAACUUGUCCUGCUCCUGAUACAACUUGUUCCUUCCCCAUCAAGUCAACAAGGCCCUAAAGUCUCCGGAAGUGGGAACCACUGAGCUGGAGCCUUCGCAGUGCCUCUGCCAAGCCCUGGGACUUGGGAAACCACUUCUGCUUUCUGGCCUCCGUUUCUCCAUCUGCGUAGGGACCACAGAACUCCCAAGACUCUGUCUCUCCUCCGCGUGCAACACUUGGACACGGUGGAAAGGAGGCUGUUUGCACCACGUCGAGGCCGGCGAGGUGGGCGCGGGCGAUCGCCUAGGCCUGGCGGGCGGAGGCCGGGCCGGGAGUCCCCGAGCUGCCCCCGCUCGCCGCCAGCCGCCAGCCGCCUCCUGGCCCUCCCCCGGCUCCGGGCGGGGCCGCUCCCCCGCCGCCCCUUUAUCUGCGCGCUCGCUGCCGGGACUUGCAGGGCCUCCUCUCCCAGCUCCGCUCCGCCAGCCGCCACCCGCAGGGGACAGAAGCCAGUCAAGUUUGCCUAAUAUUCAGGCCCUGGAAACCUGGUCUCAGUCCAGCUUUGCCCGUUUUGCUGUGUGGUCUUGGCUCCCUGUCCGGCCCACAGACAUGGCCACCAUGGUGGCCCAGAAGCUCAGCCACCUUCUGCCCAGUUUGCGGCAGUUCCACCAGGAGCCUCAGCCAUCCGUGCAGCCAGAGCCUGUCUUCACGGUAGACCGAGCCGAGGUGCCACCCCUCUUCUGGAAACCAUACAUCUAUGUGGGCUACCGGCCACUGCAUCAGACCUGGCGCUUCUACUUCCGCACGCUGUUCCAGCAGCACAACGAGGUGGUGAAUGUCUGGACCCACCUGCUGGCCGCCCUGGUGCUGCUGCUGCGGCUGGCCAUCUUUGUGGGGACCGUGGACUUCCGGGGAGACCCCCAUGCCCUGCCGCUCUUCAUUAUUGUCCUCGCCUCCUUCACCUACCUCUCCCUCAGUGCCUUGGCUCACCUCCUACAGGCCAAGUCCGAGUUCUGGCAUUACAGCUUCUUCUUCCUGGACUAUGUAGGUGUAGCCGUGUACCAGUUUGGCAGUGCCCUGGCGCAUUUCUACUAUGCCAUUGAGCCUGCCUGGCACGCCCAAGUGCAGACCAUUUUCCUGCCCAUGGCUGCCUUUCUCGCUUGGCUGUCCUGCACUGGCUCCUGCUACAGCAAGUACAUCCAGAGGCCCGGCUUGCUGGGCCGCACUUGCCAGGAGGUGCCCUCAGCACUGGCCUAUGCGCUGGACAUCAGCCCUGUGGCACACCGCAUCCUGGUGUCCCCCAGCCCUACCCUGGACGACCCUGCUCUUCUCUACCACAAGUGCCAGGUCGUCUUCUUCCUGCUGGCUGCUGCUUUUUUCUCAGCUUUCAUGCCUGAGCGCUGGUUCCCUGGCAGCUGCCACAUGUUUGGGCAGGGCCACCAGGUCUUCCACGUCUUCUUGGUGCUGUGCACGCUGGCUCAGCUGGAGGCUGUGGCGCUGGACUACGAGGCCCGGCGGCCCAUCUAUGAGCCACUGCACACCCGCUGGCCCCACGACUUUGCCGGCCUCUUCCUGCUCACUGUGGGCAGCAGUGUCCUCACGGCAUUCCUCCUGAGCCAGCUGGUACAGCGGAAACUCAAUCGGAAGACCCAGUGAAGCAAGGCAGCCGUUGGUAGGGAGGGAGGGAGAGUGGGAGCUCGUUGGGGGUCUGCGCUUGGCUCUAGAUGGGAACAAGGCCUGGUAAAGUUGUUUGUGUCUGGC
This is a messenger RNA of Rhinolophus ferrumequinum (greater horseshoe bat), 1766 nucleotides long. It is a transcript of the gene PAQR7, whose product is annotated as progestin and adipoQ receptor family member 7. NCBI's taxonomy places the organism in Eukaryota, Metazoa, Chordata, Mammalia, Chiroptera, Rhinolophidae. The record is from RefSeq and is a predicted model, not a curated record. Gene Ontology annotation, biological process: response to steroid hormone. Gene Ontology annotation, molecular function: nuclear steroid receptor activity; steroid binding. Gene Ontology annotation, cellular component: plasma membrane. The transcript is spliced from 3 exons. The coding region runs from base 615 to 1661 and encodes 348 amino acids.